GUGCACCAAUGAGAAAGCGGAACGUGAUAUUAGCGGGAUUUUUGUCUCCUCUCUUGUGAUGAUCAGUUUCGCGGGAACUCCAGUGUAGGCGGCUUUAUUCUCAGUUAGUACAGGAUUAAAGCGUCUCAGGAUUUUAUUUUUGAUUUAAAACAAGGCGUCUAGCUGUUCAGGAUGCUGUUUCGAUUUGUUGUCGAUCGAGGAGUGGGGAAAAGAAGAAGUAACGAUAAGCAUGGGGAUUACCCUCUGUCAUCUCUGCUGGAGUGUUUCGGGUGUGCCAGUCAUGAUGAACACGUGUCUUACGGAGACUCGGGCACCGCUGUUCCUCCGUUUGGAUGCACAUUCUCCACAGCUCCCGGGCAGGGCAGCACGCUGGCUGUAGCGAAUGAGGAAGGGAUCGUGAGCCUUUAUAACACUGAGAGACGCAGCACUGUACUGAAAGAAUGGCUGGCGCAUGAUAACGCGGUGUUUGAUAUCGCCUGGGUCCCAGGAGCAAACAGCCUAGUGACAGCGUCAGGUGAUCAGACAGCCCGGCUGUGGGACGUGAUCUCCGGAGAGCUGCUGGGAAGCUUUAAAGGGCAUCAGUGCAGCCUGAAGAGUGUGGCCUUUCCCAAACAGGAGAAAGCUGUUUUCUGCACCGGAGGCAGGGACGGGAACAUCAUGCUGUGGGACAUGAGGUGUAGUAAGAAAGAUGGCUUCUACAGGCAGAUGAAACAGAUAAGUGGAGCUCAUAUGAAGAUGGAGAGAAACACACCGCAAACGAAGAAAAAACGAGUGACAUCCAGAGGAAUGGCUCCUUCUGUGGAUUCUCAGAGAGGCGUGACGGCUGUUCUUUUCCGUGACGAGAACACGCUCAUCUCGUCAGGAGCAGUAGAUGGGACGAUUAAGAUGUGGGAUUUAAGGAAGAGUUACACGGCGUACCAGCAGAACCCCACCCCACUCCAGAUUUAUCAGUACCCAGGAUCCUCCACACGCAAACUAGGUUAUUCAGGCCUGACGUUAGACUCGAUGAGCUCCAGACUGUUCUGCAACUGCACAGAUGACAACAUUUACAUGUUUGAUAUCAGUGGAUUGAAAACUACACCAGCGGCUGUGUUCAGUGGCCAUCGUAACUCCUCGUUCUAUGUGAAGUCCAGCGUGAGUCCAGAUGAUCAGUUCCUGGCCAGUGGGUCGAGCGAUAGCCACGCUUAUAUCUGGAAGAUCUCUGACCCAGAUCAGGCUCCUGUGAUGCUUCAGGGGCACAGCCAGGAAGUGACAUCAGUCACCUGGAGCCCCUCUGAUUUCACAAAGAUCGCGACCUGCUCUGAUGAUAACACCGUGCGGAUCUGGAGGCUCAGCCGCAGUGUAGACAGAGAAUCAUCAGCAGGAGAUUUAAACCUUGUAGGCUGGGCACGCCGCAAAAUCCAGACACCCUCCCGACCAUCUGGCUCCUUCCCUCAGGCUGAUGUAACCCCCGUUCGGAGUGGCAGGUCAGGCAGCGCUGACUCUCUGUUGUCCCCUCAGCCUGGCUCGUGCGCCCCCAGCGGUGCUGACUUCCCUCUUCCAUCUGUCACCUCCUCUCCUGAUACACCCUGCCUGCCCCAGACCAAAACUCCGCUCUCCAUCCCCGUCAUUAACACCCUCGGCUCUGAGAGGCGCGCCAAACGCCGCCUGGACACGAGCGACAAGACGAUGGGGGAAGACGAGAGCGAUGGAGUGUCUGAGCUCUAUCCGGACUGUAAGAGGAGUCGGGAGUCUGGGAGCGCUUUCUGCACAUCAGCAGAGGAAAGAACAGAAGAGAAGGAAGAGAGGAUCAGCUCAUCUACUCAGGCUGAUAAGGAGAACAGCUCGCCACUGAAAGCUGACUGGCUUUCUGCAAUGAGCCGGAAACUGAAACAGUCUCACAGCAGAGCCGCGUUACCUAAAAGCCCUAAUGCAGUGAAGAGACAAGACUCGAGGACACAGUCCCUCUCUGCACUGAGCUCUCCGCAGUCUGGGAAGAAGGCCUCGUCCCCGCAGACGAAGAGAAUUUCCUCUCCAACUUCUAUGAAAAAGAUUUCUGCAUAUUUUCAGAAAACACCACAAGACUGAUCCUUAUGCAUGUUCGCUUUCUUGGGAAAAUCUGACCAAGGCUUGGGAAAAAAACUACACUAAGUUUUUAAAGAACUAUCCAGCACAGCGUUAUACUGUGUGAAUUUUACCCUCCAUCUUUGUCUUUUAGCAAGACAAAUUUUAGAGGGAAUGUUUUUAUGCAAAUGGACAAAUUAUAUUUGAGAAUUAUAUAUAUAUAUAAGACUGUGUAUUUAACUUUACCAUUCCUAAAAUCUACUUGCAAAGCUGUCAUUAACUGAGUGUUCACAAAUGUUGAAUGCAAGUGUAUGAGAUGUGUGUUGUCACCUGUAUUCCUAAAGCAUGCUUUUUGUAUUAUGGGUUUUUUUAUUUGGUUUGUCUUUUUUCUACUUCUUCUUUUAACUGUUGGAUACUGUGUUGGUUUGAACUGGCGAUUAAAUGCAUGCACUCUGUUUGGUAAAGUCUGAACUGUUCCACUGUUAUACUGAGUGUACUGAGACUCAUGACCGUGAAAUACACUAUAUAGCCAAAAGUUUGCAGACACCUGACCAUCACACCCAUAUGUGGUUCUUCCCCAAACUGGUGCCACAAAUUUGGAAGCACACAAUUGUAUAGAAUGUCUUUGUAGGCUAUAACAUUACAAUUUCCCUUCACUGGAACUAAGGGGCACAAACCUGUUCCAGCAUGGCAGUGCCCCUGUGCACAUUGUCAUUAUCACAUGAAGACAUGUUUUGCCAAUGUUGGAGUGGUAGAACUCGAGUGGCCUUUACAGAGCCCUGACCUCAACCCCACUGAACACCUUUGGGAUGAACUGGAACAGUGACUGCCCCCCAGGCCUCCUCACCCAACAUCAGUACCUGACCUCACUCAUGCUGUUGUGGCUGAAUGGACAAAUCCCCACAGUCAUGAUCCAAAAUGUAGUGGAAAACCUUCCCAGAAGAGUGGAGAAUAACAGCAAAUUGGGACUAAAUCAGGAAUGGGAUGUUCAACAAGCACAUGCUGUAUGAAUGUUAUGGUCAGGUGUCCGCAAACUUUUGGCCAUAGAGUGUAUCUCUACAUGAAGCUUUCUUGAAAUGCGACAAUGAGUUUAAAAAAUUUACUAAGUCUAAGUAUAUACAGCAUGUCUUCACAAAUCGCUGGUCUCACUGAUUAAGAACAGUAUGGAACUGUUUGUUUGAUGAUGGUAACCAAAUCGAUCCGAUUGUCUAUGCAUCUGUACAAAUCUUUUAUUCGUGGUGUUUAUUUAGAAAUAUUAUCAAAUGAGUUUCCGGAGAGCGAGACGUGCCACCUGUGCCUGUCAGUCCGAGUGAAAUGGGUGUCACUGCAU
This is a messenger RNA of Pangasianodon hypophthalmus (striped catfish), 3373 nucleotides long. It is a transcript of the gene dtl, whose product is annotated as denticleless E3 ubiquitin protein ligase homolog (Drosophila). Lineage: Eukaryota; Metazoa; Chordata; Actinopteri; Siluriformes; Pangasiidae. Bases 172 to 2067 code for a protein of 631 amino acids. The transcript is spliced from 15 exons. Gene Ontology annotation, molecular function: protein-macromolecule adaptor activity; protein binding. The record is from RefSeq and is a predicted model, not a curated record. Gene Ontology annotation, biological process: mitotic G2 DNA damage checkpoint signaling; proteasome-mediated ubiquitin-dependent protein catabolic process. Gene Ontology annotation, cellular component: nucleus.